Molecule: messenger RNA, 288 nt
Organism: Paramecium primaurelia
Lineage: Eukaryota; Ciliophora; Oligohymenophorea; Peniculida; Parameciidae
Source: the annotation of a GenBank genome assembly
AUGUUUACUUGUUAAAAAAAUGGUUAUAAUGUUAAUUUGAUAAGGAACAACCAAAAAGGUGAUUUUAUAACAUUAUAAUCUAUUCAUUUUGGAACUAAUAAUCUAUUUGGAUAGAUGAGUAAAGAUGGAGAGUAUUUGAUUCCUUGGGAUGAUAAAUCAAACAAACUUAAAUUAGAAAAUAUGAUUACGAUUGAACAAGAAUCAAUUAUUAUUCCAAUCAUUAUCAUUUUAUUAAUAUUCUUUAUCAUAAAUUCUUAUUUUUAUUUACAUUUUUGUAUCACAUUUUGA